UGUUUGAGAACAAGGACAAGAUCGUGAUCGUGAUGGAGUACGCCAGCAAGGGCGAGCUGUACGACUACAUCAGCGAGCGCAGGCGCCUGAGCGAGCGAGAGACGCGACACUUCUUCAGACAGAUAGUCUCCGCCGUACAUCACUGCCACAAGAAUGGAGUGGUGCACAGGGAUCUAAAACUGGAAAAUGUGCUACUGGAUGAAAACUGUAAUAUUAAGAUUGCUGACUUUGGGCUGUCGAACCUCUACCACAAGGACAAGCUGCUGCAAACCUUCUGCGGCAGCCCGCUCUACGCUUCGCCAGAGAUCGUCAAUGGGAGACCGUACCAUGGGCCAGAG
Paralichthys olivaceus (Japanese flounder) is the source of this 338-nucleotide messenger RNA. The record is from RefSeq and is a predicted model, not a curated record. NCBI's taxonomy places the organism in Eukaryota, Metazoa, Chordata, Actinopteri, Pleuronectiformes, Paralichthyidae.